CGUAGUAGGAAAUCAAAUAAAAAGGUUUUGUGUUAAAAAGGAUAUACUCUAUAUUCUUUCUUUUUCAUUUAUACGUCUUACAAUGUAGCUAAUUUUCCGAGCUUGAAUUUUGGGAUGUGAAUUUUUUCUAUAAAUGAAAUUUACUUUUUCUUUCCAUAUUACUCAAAUAUUUAAUUUAAUUUUUUUAAUUAUUAUUUUUAUAAUUCUAUAAUCCUACUCACUUACCAUAUCUUUUAUGUCUCUUAUACUCCCCUACUCUCUUACUAACCUAUUUGUCUUCCCUUUUUCUUUUAGGGUUUCAUUGCUUUUCUCUCCUUUUCUUGAUUUUAGCUCUUGUUUUCUUGAUUUCUCAACUCCACACACAAAUGGAAGCUGAAGAUGAUCAAGAAAACAAUGGAUCUUGUGAAAAAGGUUUAUCUUCAAGUAAUCUUAAGGUGAAGAUAAAUCUUAAGCUCAAGAAAGAUAAAGAUGAAAGUCGUGGAGAUGAAGAAAAGAACAUGUUGUUGAUGAAGCAAAAGAAAGAUCAUAUAUGUUGUGAGUGUGGAAAAGAGUUUAGCUCAGGAAAAGCUUUAGGUGGACAUAUGAGUAGUGCACAUGUUCAAGCAAAUCAAAGAUUAGAAGAAUCUUUGAAGAAGAAAAAAUCUUUGAUAAAAAGAUCAAGAUUUGAUGAUGACGAUGACGACGACGACGAAGAAGAAGUUGUUCUCGAAGAAGAAGAAGAGAUGGGAGGUGUGGUUGUAAGUUGUGAGAUUUGUCAUAAGAAUUUUCCAUCUAAGAAAUCUUUAUUUGGACACAUGAGAUGUCAUCCUGAUAGAGAAUGGAGAGGUAUGAAACCCCCUGGUAAAAAAAUAUCGAAAAGUAAGGGUUUUGGUGAAGCUAGGUUUGAGGAUGUGAAUGAGGGUUUUGAGGAUCGUUUUGCUAGUCUUCGAGAUGAAGAAGAAGAAGAUGGAGGAGGAGGAAGAGGAGUUCGUUUUAACGUGGUUGAACUACCUCCUUUGAAGGAUUGGGGUGCGAAGGAUAGACGAGGUAGAUCCCCUCUAAAGAGGAGUGUAAGUAGUACUAUAAUGGAUGAUGAUAAGGAGCUACAUGACGCGGUUCAACAGCUUAUAAAUUUAGUCAAUGGAAACGUGAACAAUAACAACAACAACAACAAGAAUAGGUCAGAGGUCAUGAUGAGUAGUAGCAAUUCAGUUGGAAAUGCUCCUAAAGAAGCUGCUUUUCGCGAUUUGAAGGAUAAAUCUAAGAAAAAGGGGGUUGUUAUUGAUGAUACUAAAGAAAAGAAUCGCGAAGAAACCAAGAAGAGAAAGAGGGAGAAGGAGAAGGAGCUAGUCAAAUUUGAUCCGGGCCAGGAUUUGGUCCCUAGCCCCGUUCUCAAGAAAUCAGUGGAGGUCAAAUACAAAUGUAAUGUGUGUGGAAAGAUGUUUGCGACUCAUCAAGCACUAGGUGGACACAGAUCGAGUCAUAACAAGCUCAAGAUUAGUAUUGAGAACACGAUCGAUGAAAUUAAGGGUAGAAAUGAUGAAGAGAACAAUAAUAAUACUCAAGGUGAUGGUCAAUUGGGAAAUCAAGAAAUCACUAAUUAUGGCAACAUUAUUAUUAAUGAUCAAUAUGGAUCUAAUAAUAACAAUAAUAAUGUUCAUAAGUGCAAAUUUUGUGACAAGAUUUUUCCUACUGGACAAGCACUUGGAGGUCAUCAAAGGAGCCAUUUGACAAACAAUCAAGAAGAAUCAUCAAGUCAAAAUGCAAGUAAAGUUCUUGAUUUUGAUCUUAAUGAAUUGCCUCAUUUGGAUGAUGAUACAUCAUUGUAAUAGAUAAUAAUCCAAAAGUAUGAUCAAAUUAGGUUUUAUAUUUGGGAAUUUUGUUAUAUGGUUUUAUUGGAUCUUUUAAUUAGGAUGUUUUACUUUUCCUUAGCUAGAAGGACUUUAUUUCUCAUUGAUAUAUG
Molecule: messenger RNA, 1942 nt
Organism: Solanum lycopersicum (tomato)
Lineage: Eukaryota; Viridiplantae; Streptophyta; Magnoliopsida; Solanales; Solanaceae
Product: zinc finger protein ZAT9-like
Biological process (GO): regulation of DNA-templated transcription
Cellular component (GO): nucleus
Molecular function (GO): DNA-binding transcription factor activity; transcription cis-regulatory region binding
Source: RefSeq, a predicted model, not a curated record